This is a messenger RNA of Prinia subflava (tawny-flanked prinia), 11707 nucleotides long. RefSeq names its product tetratricopeptide repeat domain 28 (gene TTC28). NCBI's taxonomy places the organism in Eukaryota, Metazoa, Chordata, Aves, Passeriformes, Cisticolidae. The transcript is spliced from 22 exons. The coding region runs from base 526 to 7785 and encodes 2419 amino acids. Gene Ontology annotation, molecular function: protein binding. The record is from RefSeq and is a predicted model, not a curated record.
CGGUCGGGGAGGCGGGAAGGAGCCGGCGGGCCGGGCCGGACGCGGGCGGCGGGGGAGGCUGCGAGGCGCGGGCUGGCGGCUGUCCCGGCACGGCGGGGGCGCAGGCCCGCUGGCCCGAGGCGCGCUGAGGGGCCGGGCGGCCGUGGGGCAGCUCCUGCGGGGCUCCGGGGACGCCAGGCCGAGCGCUCGGCUCCGUUCGCACCUCGGGGUGCCGCCGGUGACCCCGCUGCCCGGGAGCCCCGGGGCGGGCGGGGGUCCCGCCGCAGUCCCGGCCGGGUCCCGGGCCGUGAGGAGCGGCGGAGGGCCCGGGCCUGGCCCCGGAGCGGGGCUCGUGUGCCCCGGACGCGCUCGGCCGCCGCUAGCUGGAGCGGGACCCUCGCGAGCAGAGAGCUCGGAUGUCGGCAUGGGCAUUGUGCUCGCUCUGGCGCCCCCGUAAACAAACUCGAGACUCGGUAAAGUCUGCAAAGUUUGAAGAUUUCUUUCUGUGGAUCAAAACCCUUCAGAAGAACAAGCCCUGACAGUCCCAUGUUGAGCAAAGCAGAGUUUGUGGAGAAGGUUCGCCAGAGCAACCAGGCUUGCCAUGACGGCGAUUUCCACACGGCGAUCGUGCUGUACAACGAGGCGCUGGGCGUGGACCCCCAGAACUGCAUCCUCUACAGCAACCGCUCUGCAGCCUACAUGAAGAUCCACCAGUAUGACAAGGCCCUGGAUGAUGCCAUCAAAGCUCGGCUCCUCAAUCCCAAAUGGCCUAAGGCAUACUUCCGUCAGGGCGUGGCCCUGCAGUACCUGGGACGCCAUGCGGAUGCGCUGGCCGCGUUUGCGUCGGGGCUGGCGCAGGACCCCAAGAGCCUUCAGCUUCUGGUCGGCAUGGUGGAGGCUGCCAUGAAGUCUCCCAUGCGAGAGUCCCUGGAGCCCACCUACCAACAACUGCAGAAGAUGAAGCUGGACAAGAGCCCCUUUGUUGUGGUGUCUGUGAUCGGCCAGGAGCUCCUGACCGCAGGCCACCACGGGGCCUCUGUGGUGGUGCUGGAGGCUGCCCUGAAGAUUGGCACGUGCAGCCUGAAGCUGCGGGGGUCGGUGUUCUCUGCACUGAGCAGUGCGUACUGGUCGCUGGGGAACACGGAGAAAAGCACUGGAUACAUGCAGCAGGACUUGGACGUGGCCAAGAGUUUAGGUGACCAGACAGGAGAAUGCCGAGCUCAUGGAAAUCUGGGCUCUGCAUUCUUCUCCAAAGGAAAUUACCGGGAAGCCCUUACUAACCACAGACAUCAGCUGGUGCUUGCCAUGAAGCUCAAGGACAGAGAGGCAGCAUCCUCGGCACUGAGCAGCCUGGGCCACGUGUACACAGCCAUCGGGGACUACCCCAAUGCGCUGGCCAGCCACAAGCAGUGCGUGCUCCUGGCCAAGCAGUCCAAGGACGAGCUCUCGGAGGCGCGGGAGCUGGGCAACAUGGGGGCGGUGUACAUCGCCAUGGGGGACUUUGAGAACGCCGUGCAGUGCCACGAGCAGCACCUCAACAUCGCCAAGGAGCUGGGGAACAAGCGGGAGGAAGCUCGAGCCUACAGCAACCUGGGCAGCGCUUACCACUACCGCAGGAACUUCGACAAGGCCAUGUCCUACCACAACUACGUGUUGGAGCUGGCCCAGGAGCUGGCUGAGAAGGCCAUUGAGAUGCGAGCUUACGCUGGCCUGGGCCAUGCAGCUAGAUGUAUGCAAGACCUGGAGAGGGCUAAGCAGUACCACGAAGAACAGUUGCACAUUGCUGAGAGCCUGCAGGACCGAGCUGCUGAAGGCAGAGCCUCCUCCAAUCUAGGAAUCAUUCACCAGAUGAAAGGCGACUACGACACGGCGCUGCGGCUGCACAAGACGCACCUGUCCAUAGCGCAGGAGCUGAGCGACUACGCAGCCCAAGGCCGCGCCUAUGGCAACAUGGGCAACGCUUACAACGCCCUGGGCCUCUACGACCAGGCUGUCAAGUACCAUCGGCAGGAGCUGCAGAUCUCCAUGGAGGUCAACGACCGCGCUUCUCAGGCUUCCACGCACGGGAACUUGGCAGUGGCUUACCAGGCGCUGGGUGCCCAUGACCGCGCUCUGCAGCACUACCAAAAUCACCUCAACAUCGCCCGCGAGCUGCGGGACAUCCAGAGCGAAGCGCGAGCCCUCAGCAACUUGGGCAACUUCCACUGCACGCGAGGAGAGUUCGUGCAGGCGGCCCCGUACUAUGAGCAGUACCUGCGCUUGUCCCCGGAGCUGCAGGACAUGGAAGGAGAGGGGAAAGUUUGCCACAACCUUGGCUAUGCCCAUUAUUGCCUGGGGAACUAUGAAGAAGCUGUUAAGUACUACGAGCAGGAUCUUGCCUUGGCAAAGGAUCUUCACGACAAGCUGAGCCAAGCCAAAGCCUAUUGCAACCUGGGCCUGGCCUUCAAAGCCUUGAUGGACUUCAACAAAGCAGAGGAGUGUCAAAAGUACCUGUUGUCCCUGGCACAGUCUCUGAACAAUUCCCAGGCCAAAUUCCGAGCUCUGGGGAACUUGGGGGAUAUUUUUGUCUGUAAAAAAGAUGUACAUGGUGCAAUAAAGUUUUAUGAGCAGCAGUUGAGCUUAGCCCAUCAUGUUAAAGACAGGAGACUGGAAGCCAAUGCCUAUGCAGCCCUGGGCUCUGCAUACAGGAUGGUACAGAAGUGUGACAAGGCUUUAGGUUACCACACGCAGGAGCUGGAGGUGUACCAGGAGCUGGGGGAUAUGUCGGGUGAAUGCAGAGCACACGGUCACCUUGCUGCAGUGUACAUGUCACUUGGGAAGUACACCAUGGCCUUCAAGUGCUACGAAGAACAGCUGGAGCUGGGGCAGAAGUUGAAGGACCCCAGCAUCGAAGCCCAGGUCUACGGUAACAUGGGCAUUACCAAGAUGAACAUGAAUGUCAUGGAGGAAGCGAUUGGCUACUUUGAGCAGCAGCUGGCCAUGCUGCAGCAGCUGAGUGGGAAUGAAUCCGUGUUAGAUCGGGGCCGAGCGUAUGGGAACCUGGGAGAUUGUUAUGAGGCUCUGGGAGAUUUUGAGGAAGCUAUAAAGUAUUAUGAACAGUACCUGUCUGUGGCUCAAAGCUUGAACCGUAUGCAAGAUCAGGCAAAGGCCUACCGAGGCUUGGGCAGUGGGCACAGGGCAAUGGGAAGUUUACAGCAGGCUCUGGUGUGCUUUGAGAAGAGGCUCGUAGUGGCACACGAGCUGGGGGAGGCAUUUAACAAAGCCCAGGCUUACGGGGAGCUGGGAAGCCUGCACAGCCAGCUGGGCAACUACGAGCAGGCCAUCUCGUGCCUGGAACGGCAGCUGAACAUCGCCCGGGAGAUGAAGGACCGGGCGCUGGAGAGCGACGCCGCCUGCGGCCUGGGCGGGGUGUACCAGCAGAUGGGCGAGUACGAGACCGCCCUGCAGUACCACCAGCUGGACCUGCAGAUCGCCGAGGAGACCAACAACCCCGCGGGCCAGGGCCGCGCCUACGGCAACCUGGGCCUCACCUACGAGUCCUUGGGCACCUACGAGAGGGCUGUGGUUUAUCAGGAGCAGCACCUCAGCAUCGCGGCGCAGAUGAACGACCUCGUGGCCAAAACCGUGUCUUACAGCAGCCUGGGGAGGACUCAUCAUGCUUUACAGAACUAUUCUCAGGCUGUGAUGUACCUGCAGGAAGGACUGAGGCUGGCAGAGCAGCUGGGACGCAGAGAAGAUGAAGCAAAAAUCCGUCACGGCCUCGGCCUCUCCCUCUGGGCGAGUGGGAACCUGGAGGAGUCCCAGCACCAGCUGUACCGGGCCUCGGCGCUGUUUGAAACCAUCCGCCACGAGGUGCAGCUCAGCACGGAUUACAAGCUGUCACUCUUUGACCUGCAGACAUCCUCCUACCAGGCCCUGCAGCGAGUUCUUGUCAGUCUGGGUCACCAUGACGAGGCACUGGCAGUAGCAGAGAGAGGACGAACGAGGGCUUUUGCUGACCUGCUCGUGGAACGCCAGACUGGGCAGCAGGACUCAGAUCCCUAUUCUCCUGUGACCCUUGACCAGGUCCUGGAGACUGUGAAUGGCCAGAGGGGACUUGUUCUCUACUACUCACUGGCUGCAGGUUAUCUGUACAGCUGGCUGCUGGCUCCUGGGGCAGGAAUUCUGAAAUUCCAUGAGUAUUAUCUGGGUGACAGCCUGACAGAAAAUGCUGGGGACUUCCAUGAAGCCAACAGCAUGGCCCUGCAGACACUGACAAGCUCAGCACUGGAGCAGCACAUCUCCAGCGUGCGGGAGGCUCUGGGAGUGGAUUCCUACUACACAAGAGCCUGUGCUAGCAGUGAGACAGAGAGUGAAGCUGGGGAUAUCAUGGACCAGCAGUUUGAGGAGAUGAAUAACAAGCUGAACUCAAUGACUGAUCCAACUGGCUUCCUGAGGAUGGUCAGCAGGAACAACCUAUUGAACAGGAGCUGUCAGAGCAUGACCAGCCUGUUCAGCACUACCAUGUCUCCUGCUAAGGAUGGAACAUCAUCGCUUCCAAGGAGGCAGACUCCUUUCACCAAACCCCCACUCCGUGCUCUCUACGACUUGCUGAUAGGACCCAUGGAAGGAGGUUUGAUGCAUUCCAGUGGGCCUGUGGGCCGCCACCGCCAGCUGAUCUUGGUUCUGGAGGGAGAACUGUACCUCAUUCCCUUUGCUCUCCUCAAGGGCAGUUCCUCCAACGAGUACCUGUACGAGCGCUUCAGCCUCAUCGCAGUGCCCUCCAUCCAGUCCCUGAAUGCCAGCUCCAAGUCCCAUGUGAGGAAGAAUACUCCUGCUUACUCCAGUUCUACCUCAAUGGCAGCUGUGAUAGGAAAUCCCAAGCUCCCUUCAGCAGUUAUGGACAGGUGGCUCUGGGGACCUAUGCCCUCUGCAGAGGAGGAAGCAUAUAUGGUAUCUGAGUUACUUGGCUGCCAGCCCUUAGUCGGCAGCUCAUCAACAAAGGAGAGAGUCAUGAGUGCCCUCACUCAGGCAGAAUGUGUCCAUUUUGCAACCCACGUCUCCUGGAAACUGGCUGCUUUGGUCCUGACACCCAACACUGACAGCAACCCAGCCAGCAGCAAGAGUUCUUUUGGGAACCCCUACACAAUCCCAGAAUCUCUUAGGAUGCAGGAUGAUGCCAGUGAUGUGGAGAGCAUCUCAGACUGCCCUCCUCUCCAGGAGUUCCUGCUUACAGCGGCUGAUGUGCUGGAUCUGCGUCUUCCUGUCAAGCUGGUGGUUCUUGGCUCUUACCAGGAGUCCAACAGCAAAGUCACUUCUGAUGGAGUCAUUGGCUUGACAAGAGCAUUCCUGGCUGCUGGGGCUCAAUGUGUCCUUGUGUCACUCUGGCCCAUUCCUGUGGCUGCUUCCAAAAUGUUUGUGCACGCCUUCUAUUCCUCUCUCUUGAACGGGAUGAAAGCCAGCGCGGCCCUUGGAGAAGCGAUGAAAACCGUGCAGAGCAGCAAACAGUUCUCCCAUCCGGCCAACUGGGCAGGUUUCAUGCUUAUUGGGAGUGAUAUGAAGCUGAACAGCCCUUCUUCACUGGUAGGACAGGCCCUGACUGAGAUCCUGCAGCACCCUGAAAGGGCCCGGGAUGCUCUGCGUGUCCUGCUCCAUCUGGUGGAGAAAUCACUGCAGCGAAUCCAGAACGGGCAGCACAACUCCAUGUACACCUCCCAGCAGAGUGUGGAGAAUAAAGUUGGUGGCAUUCCAGGCUGGCAGGCACUCCUCACAGCAGUGGGAUUUCGGCUGGACCCUCCAGCCAGCGGCCUCCCAGCAGCAGUGUUCUUCCCAACCUCAGACCCCGGGGACCGGCUGCAGCAGUGCAGCACCACCAUCCAGUCCCUCCUAGGUUUGCCUAACCCUGCACUUCAGGCACUUUGUAAACUUAUCACAGCUUCAGAAACAGGAGAGCAGCUUAUCAACAGGCUGCACCAAGUCCUGGUUCAACUUCAGGCAGGCGAGAAGGAGCAAGAUUUCCCCUCUGCACCAAUCCAGGUCUCCAUCAGUGUCCAGCUCUGGAGGCUGCCUGGCUGCCAUGAGUUUCUGGCAGCUCUAGGUUUUGACCUUUGUGAAGUUGGCCAAGAGGAGGUCAUUCUGAAAACUGGGAAACAAGCUACCAGGAGGACCAUGCACUUUGCUCUACAAUCCUUGCUGGCACUUUUUGAUUCUACAGAGCUGCCCAAGCGCCUUAGCCUGGACAGUUCCUCAUCACUGGAGUCACUGGCUUCUGCUCAGUCUGUUUCCAACCCUGCACCCCAGUAUCAAAACCCUCCAUUCUCUCCUACCUGUCCAGACAGCAUUGCCUCAGAUGCCAUUUCUGUGUACAGCCUGAGCUCCAUUGCUUCUUCCAUGAGCUUUGUUUCCAAGCCAGAGAACGUGCUGGAUGGGUCAGGACACAGAGGACGGCAGGAUUAUGAGAGGCCCAAGAAUAUCUAUCCACACAGGUCUGCAGCUCAGAGCCAGCUGUCACCACAAGCCACUGCAGCCAGCAAAGAUGAGGAAGAGUAUGAAGGUUUCUCCAUAAUCAGCAAUGAGCCUUUGGCCAGUUACCAAGAAAAUAUAAAACCAAGAUUUUCCCCUGAUCACAAACAGCCCAAAACUAGUCAGAAUGGAGGCAUUAAAGUGUCCCUCAACUCCAAAGGGAGCAUAAGUACUCCAAAUUCUCCUGUUAAAAUGACUCUCAUCCCCAGCCCAAAUUCACCUUUCCAGAAAGUUGGGAAACUUGCAAGUUCUGACACUGGGGAAUCUGACCAGUCUAGCACUGAGACCGACAGCACCGUCAAAUCCCAGGAGGACAGUAAUCCAAAGCUUGAUCCGCAAGAGCUGGCCCAAAAAAUUCUGGAGGAAACUCAGAGUCACCUGAUUGCUGUUGAACGUCUUCAGAGGAGCAGCAGCCAGAUGAGCAAGAGCAACAGUUCUGACGAUGGCGCGCCCAGCCCGGCCGGCGUGUCCGCGUUCCGCUCCUCCGAGACCAGCGCCUUCAGCCGCCCGCUCAGCUCCAGCCAGAGGAACCAGGCUUCACCCCUGGCAAUUAAACCAAAGCCUCCAACGAGGAGCUCAUCCCUGCAGAAGGUGAGCUCUGGCUAUAACAGCCCCACGACGUCAGAGAUGUCAAACAGAGAAGGCACAGGUCAGUACAGUGGACAGCCGUCGCCAGGUUGUGAUUCACAUGGGUCCCUAACUGAGCAGCCUCCCUUUAAACUCAAGUAUCCCAGCUCUCCUUACAGUGCUCACAUUUCUAAAUCACCCAGAAAUAUCUCUCCCAGCUCAGGGCAUCAGUCUCCUGGUGGCAGCACUCCAUCUCCUGCUCUUUCCUAUUCCUCAGCUGGUUCUGCUCGCUCAAGCCCAGCUGAUGCCCCAGACAUAGACAAAUUAAAAUUGGCUGCCAUCGAUGAAAAAGUGCAAGCAAUUCACAACUUAAAGAUGUUCUGGCAAAGCACUCCCCACCACUCCACUGGCCCAAUAAAGAUUCUCCGAGGAGCUCCUGGAACAAUGACUUCUAAGAAAGAUGUCCUCAGCUUGCUCAAUUUAUCACCACGGCACAGCAAAGAAGAAAGUGCAGAGAAGCUGGAACUGAAGGACCUGUCUCUUGGGCAACACCUUGCUGCUUCGCCACAGAAGAUCCCUCCAAAUGGACACAGACACCCUGAAACCACAAAUGCCAUGGCAUCAGCUCAUUCCUCACCUGGCAGCACUCUGGGAGCCGUGCGUCCCCUGAGGCUGCCAGCUGGGAACGGGUAUAAAUUUUUGUCACCGGGAAGAUUUUUCCCUUCCUCCAAAUGUUGAAAUGUCCUGAGUACCAGCUGAUGACUUACAGUCUUGCUGAAGUAUUUGCUUCUGCCCACUUGCCUUUACCAAAACAGAACCAGUAGCUAAGCAGCCGUGGUCAUGCCCUCAGCUGGCAGUGCCCAGGGAUGGGACAGGCUGGCCUGCUGUCACUGUGGGGGCACACGGCCUCACACACAUGGGUUUUCCUUUCCCUUAUCAGGACCUUGGCCAGACUCACCUGAUAACAGGUUUGUAGUAUUCAGUAUUUGCAGCAGCAGGUGCAAAGCAUCUGUUUGUCUGUUGGUUAAAUACUGGCUUUUAAGCCACCUCCUCAUAUUUCUUAACCAGAAGUUUUACAGCUGGCUUUUUGUACAGAAAUUACACAUAUCAGGGGUUGGAGAGGAAAGGGAGAGGAGGCAGAACAUUCCUGUGUACCACAAAGAACAGGUACAAGUCUCUGCCUGGAGAAGGAUGAGCCAUUUACUCAACUGCUUUCACAGGGUGACAGAGGAGAAGACCACACACCUCUAAACACCUCUGCCAGGCUGGCCAAACCAGAAACUGCUGUCAGUAAAACUCCACAGCAGCAGGAUCUGGCAGUUCUGUUGCAUCAUUUAGAGGCUGGUGAAACAAAGACAAGAGAGAGGUGCCCCGUUCUAAAAUCUGCAUCUCAGGUAACUUUUUUGGAGGGAAAGCCCUCAGAUGAGACUUUGCUGGUUGGUCUGCUCAAAGGAAAUGUUUGGGGCCUAACAAACCAGGUGAGCCUGCGUGUGUGGUAGUGAGUGUGUGUCAGAGAGACAAGUUCUGGUUUAUUGAGGGCUCUGGUCUCUCUGGCACACAUUGUGAAGGUGAACUUUUUAUCCAGGCAAGUUUUGGGCAGUACUUACAUCACUGUCUGCUCAGUGAGCACAGAAAAGGACUACAGAUGCUGCAGCUCAGAACAUUAUUUUGCAGUUCCACAGCAGGCAAGAAUGUGACAUCACCUGACCAAAAAAAUCCCUCCUUGAUCCUGCUAAAUCAUUGCCAGGGCUCGACGCAGGCAGGUCUGCGAACCUUUUCCCUGCUGUGGAGGCAGGUUUCCUUUGGGGCAGGUGUGGAGGCAGGUUUCCUUUGGGGCAGGUGUGGAGGCAGGUUUCCUUUGGGGCAGGUGUGGAGGCAGGUUUCCUUUGGGGCAGGUGUGGAGGCAGGUUUCCUUUGGGGCAGGAGUACCAGUGCAAGCAGCUGUUGGUGCAGCUGGAGCAGGCAGCUCCAGCUCCGAGGCAGCAAACGGAGGGGCUGGAUGCAGAACCUGAGUGCCCUCUGACGUGUGGAAGAAAGGGGACCAAGAGCACCCCCAGGGCGACAUGCACAGCUUCUCUAGGCUGGGUGGGAUCCAGGAGUUCGGGGCAGGCUGGAGAUGGUUUCUGAGUGGCUGUGGAAUGCAGUGAUGUGAUCAGCACCCCCGUGAUCAUUUACAUGCACUGAAGCCAUGGGCGUGUGACAGCCCCGCCACGCGAGCUCAGAUCCACGCAAGGUAUUCCCAGGCUGUGAAGUCAGAGCACUGGAUCACCAAGGUUUUUGGUGUCUAUUCUGCACUCCCAGAACUGGCUGAGUGACUGAAGGCUAAUCACUUCACCUCUCCGUGCCUCGUCUUCCCUUUCUAUCGAAAUGGGGAUAGUAAUACUUACCUACCUACCUCACAGAGGUGUUGUGAGGCUGAAUUCAUUAGGCCCUGAGUUUUAGCUGGAUCUUAAGUCAACUUCCAGUCUUGCAGCUGAAUGGAGAGUGCAGGCAGCUCUGUGGACGUACCAGAGGUAUGUUGCUGGCACAGAGAAUUGUACUUAGCAUGGCUGGAUGCUCUUGUUGUAAAUGUGGAUCUGAUAAUUUGUGAUUUUAUUAGGGAUCUUGGAGGAAAAGCGUGAUAUCAGGGCAUAGAAUUCUGUUCUGAUAUGGAAACAUGAAAAUGCUUAGGCUCAGCUUACUCAUAGGGCAUAAUCAGAUGCGUGCUGUGAGAAUAUUCUGCAGUCUGCUGGUUUCAGGAGAAUGUUUUCCUUUUUAUCAUCAUAAGAAAUGAACACAUACACUAAAGGCAAAGGAUACUGGGCUGGGUUGUUACAGCCAGGAAAUGAGGAAGGGGGCAUCACCAAAGUUUUCAGUACAGAGAGAAGGAGUAGUUACCUACUCGUACACAAUGUAGCAGAACAGUUGAGUCAAUCUGUUCAACUCAUUAUGAUGCAAGUUAUUUGUCUGUACAUGACAUCUUCCUGUGAUGGUUUGGUGCUAAACAUCACCUUCGUGUCAUUUGGCAGGAAAAAUUAGAAUAGUGAGCCAAAACAAGUCAGCACAGCAUCUGCCCCUUGUGGAGACAGUGAUGCUGUUGAUCAUGCCACUUAUUGUGGUCACAGGACUGCUGAGAGACUUCAUGUGACCUGCUCUGUUUCUAACCAGCAUAAACUUCUUGAAACGACAUCCCAGGAACACCCAGGAUGGAAAUGGGCAGCUUUUUGUUUAUAGCAACAGCAAAUACUCCCUGUAGUGCUGCAUAACACGCCAGAAAUAAGCCUCUUUGUUGUAGUUUACUUCCAUAACUAAAGGAUCUUUUAACCUGUAAAAAUCCUGUGCUGCCAUUUUGCUACAACCCAUUUCUGUGCUCCAGCAGGUUUCAUGCUGGCUUAAAGCUUUCAGACAGAGCUAAAUCGGGGUGGGGGGUGUGGGGGAGUGGUUCUUCUGUUGUUUUUAAGGAGGGGGGAGCAUUAGAAGCAGGGAAGGGUUCAGAUGUAGAGAAAGUUCAGUAUUUGGGGAAUUUGAUGUUGUAUAAAUAUGGAAGGUGAGUGUCACUAGAACAAGUCUUUUGGGAAAUUGGUCUCCGUUGACUUGGCACGGGUCACUUCCAUUGGCUUGCCGGGAGCCAUGAAAUGCAUGCUUACUCGUGGCUGGGAGACACUGCACACCCUGUCCCUCAUUCCUCCACCUCCUGAAUAGAAACAACCCCUUUGUGAGGAAAUGAAGAGUUUUAUCAGGUUUGCCCAAUACGUGGAGAAAUUCAGGAAAUGAAAACCACAUGUUCUCCAUUUGCUGUUAGAAUUCCUUCUGUGGGUUUAAUGCAUUUGUCGUUGUUGUAUUUGUGCAUGGUACAAGUGACAACACUGCGUAAUACAGUGAGCAAUAACAAUUAGGUAUUAACCACUUUCACAUUAAACCUGCCACAUGCAACCAUUCCCCAAGGCCAUAGAAUGUUUUGGGUUUGCCCUGUAUGUUUUACUGUGUGAGAUUCCACCUUUUUUUAUUGACUGUCUUUAGCUCCAACCAAAUGGGAACAGUAAACAACCCCUGUGAUCAAAAUCUAGUUUAAUUUCAUUUUGUUGGUUAGCCUGUAUCUCUGACCUGAAACUGGUUUUCCUUCUGUUUAAUCAUACAUUAAUCAAACAAGGAAAAAGGUGCUACACCCAUGCACAUCACUCUAGGCCAUAUUUUUUUUCAUUAGGGCAAGCUCGUUCUGUGAACAUCUCUUCCAAGUUGCAGAACAGAUCCAGGGGCACAGAGGUGUCUGUGAAUCUGUUAGGAAGCACUGGUAGUUUCAGCUGGAUGGUGAAAAUGGGUUUGAGCAGUUUCGGGUUCCUUGCAUUGCCACGCUGCCCAGCAGGGCUGCACACGUGUGUGGACACUGGUCCCCUCAGCUGCAGAAGAGCACUGGAGACAGUGACCCAGAGAGGAUGGUCAGCAGAGGCUUCCCAGCAGCAGCCCUUCAGCACUCGCUCUCCCUAUGUGCAGUGUUAGCCAUGUUUGGCCUCUAUGGACUUUCUUUGUAAAUGAAAACUCUGUUUCCAGACAGCAUUAAACUUUUUAUAUUAUGAAAUUUACCAUGUAAAAAGAUUUUCAUAUUUUUAUUGAAAUUGCUAAGGCAUUUGGCCUUUUCUUCUUUGUGAUUUCAGUGUCUAUUAAAGCAUGAGUUCUCUCAGUG